Messenger RNA from Momordica charantia (bitter melon), 4623 nucleotides. The record is from RefSeq and is a predicted model, not a curated record. Lineage: Eukaryota; Viridiplantae; Streptophyta; Magnoliopsida; Cucurbitales; Cucurbitaceae.
CCCCGCCAAAUUCCCAGCCCUACAGAGAGAACUCCGGGAAAAAGCUUCAGAGAGAGAGAGAGAGAGAGAGAGAGAGAGAGAGAGAGAGAGAGAGAGAGAGAUUGUAAUGGAGGAGAGCGAGAGAGAAAUCAGAAUCAGAACCCUAACCGGAGAAUCACUGACCGUCGUCAUUUCCGGCAGCAGAACAAUUGAUGACCUCAAACUUCUACUCAGGCGGAAUUUCCCGUCUGCAACCAAUUCCCCCAAUUUUCACCUCUUUUCUAAGGGUAGCAAAUUGAAACCGCAGAGUCUCAUUGGUGCGUGCCGCAUUGACCAUGGCGAAUUUCUAGUUCUCAUUCCAUUUAAUAAGAAGGAAUCUUCUAAGUCCCAGUUACGCGAUCAAUAUGAACAGCGGUCCAGUGUUUCGGACAGAAGCUCGAUUUCUCAAUUCGCUGAUUCUGCGUGGUCCGAUAUGGUGCAGGAUUUAUCGUAUUUACAUGACUGCUCUCUUCAAGGGAGAGAUGAGAAUGUCCACGAGCGUGAGAGAGGGAAUUCUGAAAUUGGAGACGUAGAAGCUGAAUUGGUAGGGACAUCUAGUAGUAGUUCUUCAAGUUCUAAAGCAAAAGGAAAAAAGGGUUUUGUUUUUAAUGACUUGAAAGGGAAUGAUGACGUUUUGAGGAACUUACUAUCGUCUCAUACUGAAGGAUUUUUAAAUGAACACACUUGUGAAAACUUUCUUAAGUUUUUGGAGUCAGUGGAUUGUUUAUCGGACCCACGCAAUGGGGAAUGUAUGUUGGCAAAACAAGCUAAUUCACGAGGAGCUAACAAAAAAGUGCCACAUAGAACAUAUUCUCCUUCAUGCCUGUGUCCAGUAUGGUUGAAGAAGAUAAGGAAGGCAUUUUCUUUCUUAAAUGUUUUUUCAAUGAUUCUUCAACUACAAGAGAAAAUUAUGACCGUAAGUCGAUUGGAGCAAGCAAUGGACCUGCUACAGAACCAUGGAAUUACAAUUUGUACAGAGGACAUAAAGCACCUCUCGCUUCUCUGUCCCAAGGCAGUACAUUUUGCAAGUGGCAGUUUGGAAGAUAGUUGUGAUGAUACGCUUUCCAUUGUUAUUUAUUUGUCCGAACAAAAUGGUCGAUGGAAUGAUGGCAAUACCGGUAAGCAUGUAAACCGUGAUGCACCAAAGGAUGUCACUCUACUGAAGAGACGGGAAAGAUCCUUUAAAUUUUACCUUUGGGAGGCUAUUAAGUUCCAUAUGCUUAGACAUGGAAGCAGAAGUGAGAUAUGCGUACCUUUUUCCUUGGAAGAUUUAAUCACACCAAAAGAGUCUUCUGUCCAUGGGGGUGAAGAAAAGCGACGAAAGAAAAGUGAUACGGCUUCUUCAAGUUCUAAAUCAGACCAAAUACAAUGUCAUGACACUUCAAAACUCUUACCUGAGAUAAUGGUUGAACAUCUUAAAGCGGGUGUUGGAUCUGAUGGCCAGAUAGUGCAUGUGGAAGAUAUUGCGGCUAGGAAAGCUAAUUAUGUGGAAAUUCCAGAGGAACUUUCAAAUAAUGUUAUAUCAGCACUCAAAUGUAUUGGUGUUGAAAAAUUGUAUAGCCAUCAGGCACGGUCAAUUGAAGCCUCCUUGGCUGGAAAGCAUGUUGCCGUUGCCACAAUGACUUCAAGUGGAAAAUCUCUUUGCUAUAACCUGCCAGUUCUUGAAUCAAUGUCUCAAAAUGUCACAUCAUGUGCUCUUUACUUAUUUCCAACUAAGGCCUUAGCUCAAGAUCAACUCAGAAGUUUGCUCGUCAUGAUGAAAGGAUUUAGUGAUAACCUUAACAUUGGCGUUUAUGAUGGUGAUACAUCUCAGGCUGAUAGGGUUUUAUUGCGUGAUAAUGCUAGGCUGUUAAUCACAAAUCCAGAUAUGUUACAUGUAUCAAUCCUGCCAUACCACAGACAAUUUAGUCGGAUAUUAUCAAAUCUUCGAUUUGUACUCAUUGAUGAGGCUCAUACUUAUAAGGGAGCAUUUGGAUGUCAUACUGCACUAAUACUACGGAGACUUCGCCGGAUAUGCUCACAUGUGUAUGGAAGUGAUCCUUCUUUUAUAUUCUGCACGGCGACUUCUGCAAAUCCGCGUGAACAUUGUAUGGAACUUGGAAAUCUGUCAAGCUUAGAGCUGAUUGAAAACGAUGGAAGUCCUUCUGCCAGAAAACUUUUCAUCCUCUGGAAUCCUAUUAAGGCCUUGAAAAAUUAUCAGAGAGAUAUUGAUUCUCUGCAGAGUACAGAAAAGAAUGUUAAUUUCAGAAAUCCAAGCCCAAUUAUGGAUAUAGCAAGGCUCUUUGCGGAAAUGGUUCAGCAUGGACUUCGCUGCAUUGCUUUUUGUAAAACUCGUAAACUUUGUGAACUCGUUUUAUGCUACACGCGUGAAAUUCUUAAGGAGAGAGCACCCCAUCUGGUACAAUCUGUGUGUGCUUAUCGUGCUGGAUACACUGCUGAGGAUAGGAGGAGAAUUGAGAGUGACUUUUUUGGGGGGAACCUUUGUGGCGUUGCCGCGACAAAUGCCCUUGAAUUGGGUAUUGAUGUAGGGCAUAUUGAUGCAACUCUGCAUUUGGGCUUUCCCGGAAGUAUUGCUAGCUUGUGGCAACAAGCUGGCAGGGCAGGAAGGAGAGAAAGGACUUCUCUCUCUGUGUAUGUUGCAUUCGAUGGGCCACUUGAUCAGUAUUUCAUGAAAAACCCUGAAAAGCUUUUUGGGAGCCCAAUUGAGUGCUGCCAUAUUGAUGCUGGAAACCAACAGGUUCUUGAACAGCAUUUGUUAUGUGCUGCACAUGAACAUCCAAUAAGUGUGCUUUAUGAUCAGAAUUUUUUUGGUUCUGGCUUGAACACUGCCCUAACGUCUCUAAAAAAUAGAGGAGAUCUGAUUCCUGAUCCAUCAUGUGGCUCAUCCAAAAGUAUUUGGAACUAUAUUGGGCAAGAGAAAAUGCCUUCCCGCGCAGUUAGCAUCCGAGCCAUUGAAACAGAGAGAUACAGAGUUGUAGACCAGCGGCAAAAUGAAGUUAUUGAAGAGAUUGAGGAAAGCAAGGCUUUCUUUCAGGUAUAUGAAGGUGCUGUUUAUAUGCAUCAAGGACGAACUUAUUUGGUCAAAAGCUUGAAUUUGUCAAGUAUGCUUGCUUUCUGUGAAGAAGCUGAUCUAAAAUAUUACACAAAAACACGUGAUUACACUGACAUUCAUGUUAUCGGUGGUAAUAUGGCUUAUCCAAGGAGAUUUCCAAAUAUUCCGCCCUCAAAAACAACUGCUCAAGCAAAUGAUUGCAGAGUUACCACCACUUGGUUUGGUUUCUAUCGUAUAUGGAAAGGAAGUAAACAAAUUUUUGAUACAGUGGAUCUCUCACUUCCCAAAUAUUCAUAUAACUCUCAGGCAGUCUGGAUUCCAGUACCACAAUCAGUAAAAGAAGAGGUGAAGAGGAAAAGCUUCGACUUUCGUGCAGGCUUGCAUGCUGCUUCACAUGCUCUUCUGAAUGUAGUGCCAUUACGCAUAAUAUGCAACAUGUCUGACUUGGCUCCUGAAUGUGCAAAUCCUCAUGAUACUCGCUAUUUUCCAGAAAGAAUACUGUUGUAUGAUCAGCAUCCUGGAGGAACUGGUAUGUCAGUGCAGAUUCAACCCGUUUUCAUAGAGCUGUUGAAUGCUGCUUUGGAACUUCUCACCUCUUGCUGCUGCUUAGGAGAGACCGGCUGCCCUAAUUGUGUCCAAAGUUUGGCCUGUCAUGAAUACAACGAGGUUUUACACAAGGAUGCAGCCAGUUUAAUUAUUAAGGGUGUUCUGGAUGCUGAGAAAUCAUAUUGCAGGUAAACUUGGAUGUUCUUGGAGAUUCAUGCUCUCUUUCUGCUGCAAGAAAAGGACCCAGUUUCUAUUUUUAAGAUAGGAAUUAGGAGAUAAUUUUUGGCCACUCCGAGGAGAAAUUAUCGGAGAGUCCUCAAAUUAGAAUGUCACUGUACCCAUAAUACUUAACUGGAUUGGUGGAAUUAUAAUCUGCGGAAAGAUACAAUCCGGCUCCUUCAGGUGAACCACUCUUAUUAGAUCUUCUCUAGAGGUCUUUUGCUUCAAGCAGGCAUUGUGGGUUAACUAAAGACCGAUAGUCAUUUUUGAAAGUUCUCGGAAGAACCUUUUUCUUUCAAAAAAAAAAAAAAAGAACCGUUCACAUCGUGGUGAGAUUUUAAGCAUAUUGUUUUCAAAUAUCAUUUUGGUGUGAUCACUUGUGAAUUAACGCAACAGAGAGCCAACCUGAACAUAGUUUAACUUGUUCACCUGAUACAUAUCCCCAACUAAAAGGUCGUGGAUUCGAAUUUCCACCCCUACAAGUUGUACUAAAAAAAACUCGAGAACAGUGCAAUUGGAGCGAAAGAGGGUUGGUUAUUGGUUUAAAAAUACUGAUUAAUUAUCUUUUAACAGGAUUGCUAUAUUUAUUGUUCUCCUAAUGAAACGAACAGUCUUACUAAUUUAGAACUACAUUGUUAACUGAGUUAUCUAUUGAUUUCCAUCCAGUUUACUUGUGAUUAUGUUUUUAGUUAAGCAAACACGAUAUUGGUGUAUACUUGUGAAUGGUCUGUAAGUGAUUUCGGAAAGAUAUUUGUCUUUAUUUCUGUAUAUGAAGCGAAGAUUAUUAA